AUGGCACAGAAUAACAUCUUUCUAGUGAAAGCUGUGCAAGACAUUUUAUCAUGUACACAGCGAAAACAAGUACAAGUCAAUGAGAUAUGUGAAGUGAUCAAAAAACAAAUCAAAGAGGCGAAUUACGGAGACGAUUUGAUGAAAGGAAAAGAACAAUUGAUUUCCCCUCUUAUUGAGGUCAUCGAAGAGUCACACAAAGCAAAGAACUACUUGAUGUGUUGCAAAGUAAUUGAUUUGAUCGAGAAGUUGUUACUCUACCAAUCAAUUAAACACGUUGAAAUCACAUACAAAGGGCAAUCCGUGGACGUGUUGGUUACUUUGAUUAAUGUCUUGUCAUCACUCUUUCGAUACAAUUCACUUCAAACCAAUUUAUAUGUCGCAAAGUGCAUGACCACAAUUGUUGACAAAUUCUCAAUUACUUUAUCUACGCCCUUUAUUAUAGCUAUUUUCAAAACAAUAUAUGAUAUGUACAUCAUCACACAACCUUCAGACACAAACAAUGGAGCUUAUAAGAUGUGUAUUGGAAGAAUAGUAGAUAUUGUUGUAUCAAAGAUGAAUCAAAAAAGUGAGGUGAAUGGAGAAUAUCUCAAAGGAAAUAUCCAACAAGGAACGGCUUUACUCUUUUGCAUGUCACAAUAUGCUACAGAGAACUGGACAGAAAGAACACUUAAUUUGGGGAUGUAUAACAAUUAUGUGCAGACUAUCACAAAUGAAGCAAAGGCGUAUGUCAACAUGAAGUCGAAGAGAAUGGUACUCCCACUGAUAAAAUCAUAUUUAGACAACUUCCCACCAGAAUUAGUGGUACAAGACAUCAUCACUCCCAAGUUUGUAGGCGACUUGACGGAGCCUAUCAUAGUCAAUUCACUCGACUCAACUGAAAGUGUACUCAAGAUGUCUAUAGAGAUCUUAGACAUUUCGAUAGCGAAGUAUCGGAAAUACAUGAGGAACAAUUUAGGGUUACUCUUCAGUAAAGUAGUGACUGUACUUUUAGAGGGGAAUAGUGUUCAGCGACAGUUGAUAGUACUUGAGUUUGUUAAGAAACUAGUGAAGAGUGGUACUACUAUUAUCGAGUUGUUUGUGAACUACGACUGUGAGGUAAGCAGUCCAAAUGUAUUUGAGGACAUUGUGAGAUGCGUUGUGAAACUUCUUCAAACACCCGAACUCAGUGCUUUAUGUAUGGAAGUCUUGAGUCGGUUAUACAUGUUGAUGACCACAGCGACUGAACAUUGGGAGAGUGACUUACAUAAAUUACUGAAAGAGGAAGACCCCGUAGUUCCCGAGUCGACGAUUAACAUCAUCCAACUCAAACAACAGAAGAAAAUAGUGACUGAUGGUCUUGCGGAGUUUGAAAAAUCGCCGAAGAAAGGGAUAGCAUUUUUCAUUGAAAAGGAGAUGUGUACUAACACGGCCUCGUCCAUCGUCACAUUUUUGCACCAAUUAAGUGGGCUUGAUAGAAAAGCUUUUGGCGAUUACUUAGGUGGGAUAGAUCCACUGAAUCAAGAGUGUUUAAAGGAACUUUUGAAGAAAUUGGAUUUUUCCAAGUUGAGUAUCGACGAAUCAAUGCGAAUCAUGUUUGCUGCAUUUGUGAUGGGUGGGGAGUCACAAGUAGUUGGUCGAGUGUUAACUGCGUUCUCCGAGAGGUAUAGUGAGUGUAAUCCCGGUGUCUUCGAUAACAUUAGUGUGGACGAGAUCUAUCAAAUAGCAAUGUCGAUUAUAUGCUUGUCGACGGAGACGCAUAAUCCGAACGCGAAGGUCAAAGCGUUUGAUACAUACGACAAGUUUAGAGAUGUUAUAUUGUCUGAUAGAGGAUUUAACAUAAAAAUGAAUGAAGACCCAUUGAAAGGGAUAUUUGAGCGAGUCGUAGCGACUCCAUUCACUAUCGCACAAAAGGACGAUGAGCCACAAAAGUCCACAAUUAUAAGAGAACAAGGGGUCUAUAACUAUGAAGCUUCGCAUGAAGUUGUUCGCGAGAUGCACGUCUUCAUUUAUAAAAAUGUCUGUUACGAAGUGAUGCGGUUCUGUUUUGUGACACGAGACGAAAAGAUGAUGAACAGAGGAGUGACUUUAUUACAGUCUGCGCUGCACUUAAGUGCCAUUUUCUUCUUAGUUGAUUCAUUGGAUUAUAUCAUUCAAUUGAUGCGGUCACUGGCGUGCAUAGAUCAACCACAAUACAUCGAAGAAAGGCAUUUGUUAGUGAUCAGAUCAUUGCUAAGUGUUGCGCAGAAUGACGGCGAGUUCUUGUCGACGGGAUGGAUCCCAUUUUUGAGGUGUUUAUUUGAAAUCGAGCGAUUGCGACAGAUAGCGAGUGGGUGGGGAGAACAGGCGAUAGAAAUCUCAUAUGAGAAGACGGACACUAUCUACCCCAUCGAAUACAAAUUUGAAGAAAAAAAGGUGAAAGAAUUAAAAGAAGGUGAACGACCGAUCCUUCCAUCCGGUGUUAUUACACAAAUCGACGCAAGUGAGAUCAACGAUAUCUUUUGUGCGAGUGGAAAUCUGGGCCAUCGAGGCGCAAAGAACUUUUUCAGCGCGUUGUGCCAAAUUGUGUUGGAACAAAUUGAUCAAAGGACCCCAGGACUGUUUGCGUUCCAGAUAUUAGUCGUUGUAGCUACUUCGAAUAAAGAACGUGAUGAAGUACAUUGGGCCCCAUUUUGGGACUCGUUGUCGUCCCUUUUUAGAAAGUGUUGUAUGCACCCCAAUGAACUCGUCGCAAUGGGUGCCGUCGACUGUUUAAAGCAAUUGGUUUCAUUGUUUUCAACUGUUAAAGAAGAAAACUGUGAGAACCAAAAACGGGCACUUGAGCCAUUUGUGUAUGUCUUAGCUGACCAUCAAGAUGAACGAGUGAAAGAAUUGGUGCUAGCCGGGAUCCAAAUGUUAGUCAAUAAUUCCAAUUGGAUAAGUAACAUGAAGUCGGGGUGGAGGAUUUUAUUUGAAUGUGUGAGGAUAUCUGCGGAAGAAGAGAAGAUUCGGAUGUGUGGCUUUGAGCUACUUAAAAAGUUUUAUAACGAACAUAUAGAAGAGGUGAACAAGGAAUUCACUGUUUUUGUUAAUUCGCUGAUUUCAUUCCAAAAGAAUGGGAAUGCGAGUGGAGAGGAGUACAACAGAGAGAUUGUGAGAAUGUCUGGAGAGAUCUUAAAAGGAGCAGAUGAAUACAUUGAAGGGAGUGAAAUGGAGAGUAUUGAGAACAUACAAGACGUUGCAGAGACACAUAUGACACCAAUGUAUCUCCAGAAUUUGCCGAAAAACGCUGAGGUCUACUUAAUAAAGUACUUGCCUUUAUUCACAUCAUUAGCUGCAAGUGCGACAGGAAAGUACGAGUCUGUAGCGGAAUAUGCGAUUAAGGUAAUAACACAAGAGUUGCUUCAACUGUCACCAGAACUCACUGAAAUAGUGUUUUACCGCUCACUUUAUCGAUGCUGUGUACCUGAAUUUCCACAUGAAAAUCAACGAGUGCUUGGGUGUGUGUAUUCGGCUUGUUUACAGUUGCCAAUCAAACUGACCCUUCCUGUUGUCUCCUUUGCAUUUAAUGUACUUUUGAACCAUGAAAAGGCGUGGGAAGAAACAGCCAAUUUUUUGAAAGAGUUCAUCGUACACAAAGAUUUCAAUGAAGUCGCAAAUCUCUAUUUAGACCAAGAAGCACUUUACUUUAAACGGGUGGUCGAAGCUAUUAAAGGCAUUUCAUCGUCGACUGUGGGGAAGAAUCAAAGAGUGAAACCAAACAAUGUUAUUCCAUGUGAGAAAUGUGGAGCUAAAAACGUCGUCUAUUUCAUGUACCGAUGUGCUGGAUGUUUUCAACAUUAUUAUUGCGAGAAGUGUUGUGUCAAUGCCCACACACUCGAGUGCAUUAGACAUUGGAAGAAGUGGAGAAUAAUACAGAACGGAUUGAGUACAAUAGCAUCGAAAGGUUUAAUACAAUAUAUCAGCGCAGUAGAAGAUUUGCCAAUCACUGAAAGGAUGUUAAAACAACUUGAAAGCCUUCAAGACAAUUUGUUUGACACAAUGGAGAAAUUGCCAUUGGAAAGCAUAGCAGAGAACUACGAAAUAGUCGUGAAAGCGAUCGUUACAAAGCACGUUGAUGGGUUGGAGAUAUUACAUGACAUCUCUUUGGACUACUUAAAGAAAGUAUUCACCAAACGAAUUCAAUAUUACUCGGCAAAUAGUUUCAUGAGGUGCAACUCAAAAGAACUCCUUUUAUACGUCUUGGACCAAUUCGUCAAAGUCGAAAACAAGGACUUUUUGGAAAUGGUCCAAUUCGCACAUUCCUCAAUUCUCAAAUUGAUAGCCUCGGACGAUUUGGACGUCCGUAUGAAGGUCAUAGACAUCUUGAGUAAGACGGCUCAGUUAGUCCCCAUCAAAUUGUGA
Entamoeba invadens IP1 is the source of this 4359-nucleotide messenger RNA. Its product is annotated as guanyl-nucleotide exchange factor, putative. The record is from RefSeq and is a predicted model, not a curated record. The transcript has 2 exons. Gene Ontology annotation, biological process: regulation of ARF protein signal transduction. Bases 1 to 4359 code for a protein of 1452 amino acids. Gene Ontology annotation, molecular function: guanyl-nucleotide exchange factor activity. NCBI's taxonomy places the organism in Eukaryota, Evosea, Mastigamoebida, Endamoebidae.